Cokeromyces recurvatus is the source of this 639-nucleotide messenger RNA. RefSeq lists its product as uncharacterized. NCBI's taxonomy places the organism in Eukaryota, Fungi, Mucoromycota, Mucoromycetes, Mucorales, Mucoraceae. Bases 59 to 556 code for a protein of 165 amino acids. The transcript is spliced from 3 exons. The record is from RefSeq and is a predicted model, not a curated record.
UUUUUAUUUUUAUUUUAUACAAAUAUUUAUUUUUUUUUUAGUGUUCUUACUUUCACAUAUGACCGCUAAACUUUCAUUUAGCUCUGUAUUUAACGAAGUAUUAUCCAAUAUACCUAAAGGGAAAGGGAAAGGCAAAGCCCAACCUGUCAACCUUUUAUUUUCAAGGGACACUGAUAAUAAGCAAGAAUGUUCUGUUGAAAACUUUUGUGAUCUUGUAAAAAAAUACAAAAAAGAUCAUAUUGAAAAUAAAGAAUUACCUCGCGUCAGCUUUGGAAGUGAUAUAGAAUUCAACUUGCCAAAAAAGUUAUUUAAUAAACCGACAUUAGUGAAUGCAAGAGAAAAUGACAUUGUUAAAGAGGAUGUUACUCCAAAGAUCUCGGUCAACCCAGCCUCUUCUUUUAAAACUACUGCUAUUUAUGACCACAAGCAAAACAAGUGGUUGACAAUAAUAAAGAACUCACUUUGGACGAGCGUCAAUUAUGUGGAGACAUCUUUACCAUUAUUCGAUCUGGUGAUAGUGAUGACAGUAUUCAAAACACACUUAUUGAACUAUUAGGAUAUGAUGCUUUUGAUUUCAUUGCAGAGCUUAUCUCGAAUCGAUCAACGAUUGUUCAUAAUAUUAUGCGAAUGUCAGAUUAU